AUGUAUUUUCAAUUAAACACUGAGUCAAUUCUAUACUCAAUUAUGGAAAAACUGAAAAGAACACUUAAUAUAUUUAUAAUGUUUCAGUGGAAAUAUCCCAUAAAAGGAUCUUUAUAUUCAUAUCAGAAAAUUAAUCAUUCAAUAAAUGGUUCUUUAAUUAAAAAGUCAUUUAUAAUAUCAAUGUUGGUGAGUUUGAUUCUGAUGGAAAUAUCAGCAAUUGUUACUCCACCUUUCUGGAUGCCUUCGGAGAGUUGGUCUAGUUGCUCUGAAGAAUGUGGUGAUGGUGUUGAAACACGUCGAUUUUUAUGUGUUCGAAAUGAUCAUUACAAUGCUACGACGCUGCUAGAUGAAUCACAAUGUAAACAUUUACCUAAUCCAAGUGCACAGAAUACAGAAAACAAUCAAAGAGCAUGUAAACUCGGUCCGUGUGGUAAAGGAUAUCGAUGGAGAGUAUCUAACUGGGGACAUUGUUCACAAACAUGUGGUGGACUUGGUAUAAUGUCUCGUGAUGUACAGUGUGUUUAUUCAGGCAAAGAUGGUGAACUUGUGAUAUCAGAUUUUGAUGCAUCCUAUUAUUGUGGUAAUUAUCGACAACCUGAGAGACAUGCAUCGUGCAAUCGAUUUGCAUGUAAGCCUGAAUUUGUCCCAGAAAAAUGGGGUAAGUGUAUCCAAAGUGAUCCAUGUCGUCCAGGCAGACAAGUACGUCAAUUAUCGUGUAUUUCUGUACAAGUCAAUGGAUCACUUCGCGAACUCCCAAUGGCAGCUUGCUAUAUGACAGGGAAAACGAUUCAACCAACAUGGCGUCGAUGCUUUGAAGAAAGUUCAAGAAAAUGUGACAGCAAACCACCAAUGAUUAAUACUGACACUUUAACUAUUGUUCAGAUGAGAAAAGUGAAAGUGAUUGAUUUAAAAGUUGGCCAGCAAGCAUUCGUAAUACCAUUUACUCGUGUAACCGUACGCUGUCCUGUACAGUAUUUUACAGCGCAAGAAUUACAAUGGGCUAACCCGAACCAUGGAAUAUUAGCCUAUACAGGAGCAAUAUCUGAUAGAAUAAGGUGGAUAAACGGGGAAGACUACACAUCCGAAGUUUCCGUCUCAUCGACGAAGGUGACUGGACGUGCAUAG
Molecule: messenger RNA, 1125 nt
Organism: Schistosoma mattheei
Lineage: Eukaryota; Metazoa; Platyhelminthes; Trematoda; Strigeidida; Schistosomatidae
Source: the annotation of a GenBank genome assembly